Molecule: messenger RNA, 3363 nt
Organism: Gaeumannomyces tritici R3-111a-1
Lineage: Eukaryota; Fungi; Ascomycota; Sordariomycetes; Magnaporthales; Magnaporthaceae
Product: orotidine 5'-phosphate decarboxylase
Exons: 1
Coding region: 1445-2692 (415 amino acids)
Biological process (GO): 'de novo' pyrimidine nucleobase biosynthetic process; 'de novo' UMP biosynthetic process
Cellular component (GO): cytosol
Molecular function (GO): orotidine-5'-phosphate decarboxylase activity
Source: RefSeq, a predicted model, not a curated record
ACGGAAACAACCACCCCGCCUGCAUAAUCGCAUGACCCGGCAUCCUGAAUCCCAGCAGCCGUUCCAUUCAAUUGCCACUGAUUCCUGGCGGCUGAGAGCGACGACGGCGAAGACAGCACAGUGAAGGAGGCAAAAAUACCGCCUAUAACAGUGUGGACUGCAAGGGAGAAGGGAGAAAAAAAAGACAAAAAAAAAGAAGCAAAACCCGCACCCGUCCCGCCCACUGGCACCCCCUCCCUCGGUCUAGCGACGCAAAAUUGGUUCCCGUCUGUCUGGUGUAACCACACCACCCACAGCUGCACCUCGCCCAUUAUUGGCAGCGCUCAACACACCACCAACCAACGCCCCGACUGCAGCUGCACCUCUGCAAGCCGCAGCCUUCACCAAGACUACCGCCGCCGCCUCGUAUCAGCCGUCCGAGCAGAAUUGAAGACUCGACCCGACCAGGCCCGCUGGGGCCCGACUGCCGCGCGAGAGUCAUUGACACAGUCGUUGAGACACACGGACGGCACGCAAAUAAAUACCCAACCUACCCCUUGGCCAGCCAGCCGAGCGACCUUCCUGGCAAUCGUAAUCCACAAAACAGCGCGCGAUCCUGCAGCAAAAGCCUGUCUUGUGCCCAGUGCUGCCCCUCCACCCGCCCUAGCAAACUCAGCAGGAGAGCACGUCCGCGCCGUCCACAUCCGACGAACCGGGAAACCUUCGCGCCGCCGCUUUGGUGCUGCUUUGGUCACCUGUGCUUCCUGCAUCUGCCAUCCUUCGGAGACGCGCUCCCUGACAGGCCCCAUUCCGUUGUCUGCCCGCCCCUUUAGCGAAACCGGCGCUGUGGGAGGGCCCAUUAUUCUUAUAAAGCUGCUCCCCGCACCUCGACUUCCCUCGCCCUUUUCCCACCCUCUGGCCCAGCGCGUUGCCGGCUACGGUUCUUAGACCACGACUUGGUUUCUAGACCAAACCAGUCAGACAUAAGGCACAGGCCCUCGCCCUGCGUUGCUUCGCCUGCUGUCUGCGGUCGCAUUCCGCGGGAACCCGCGUCAUCGUCCGCGCGGUGCGACGCCAGUGGCUGUUUUCCUCCCGGUUGGAAUAUUCUAGCGGGCCGACUACCUUCAGGUGCGUUGCGCGUCGGGAGAGAAGCAACAAGUGGAUAAAGGACGCCCGACCCCUGAAGCCACGAGCGGCGGCGUGCAGCGGACCAUUUUGGUUCAGGGCCAAAGCAAGCAGCCACUAACCUGGGGCUUGUGACGCUACUUUUAGGCCCUGACCUAGUACCUAGGUACUUGGCUUAGCUUCGCUAAACCUCGAACCCCACAUCCGCACCCAUAUAGCCCAUCACGAUCGCGAAAACCGAAGCCGGCAAGACAAACCCAGAGACCAAAACGCAGGCGCGAGACGGGGGAGCGAAAGAGAGGGAGAGAGAGAGAGAAAGAACUCGGCAAACCCAGGAAAAAUGGCCGCCUCACACCCAACACUGACGACACCUUACGAGGAGCGGGCUAAAACGGCCGGCCACCCACUCAGUUCAUACCUCCUCCGGCUGAUGGAACUCAAGGCCUCGAACCUAUGUCUGAGCGCCGACGCCACCAACGCCCGCGAGCUGCUACAACUCGCCGACAAGGUCGGCCCCUCGAUUGUGGUCUUCAAGACGCAUUACGACCUCGUGGCCGGCUGGGACUACAACCCGCAGACGGGUACGGGCGCCAGGCUCGCCGCGCUGGCCCGGCGCCACGGGUUUCUCAUCUUUGAGGACCGCAAGUUCGCCGACAUUGGCAAGACGGUGCAGCUGCAGUACACGGGGGGCACGGCGCGCAUCGUGGAGUGGGCGCACAUCGUCAACGUCAACAUACAGGCCGGCAAGGAGGUGGUGCGCGCCAUGGCCGAGGCCGCGGCGCACUGGCGCGAGCGCAUCAAGUAUGAGGUCAGGACCAGCGUCACGGUCGGCACGCCCAUAUCGGACAGCUUCGACGAGGACCAGGACGAGGAGGUGUCGCCGACGACCACCGGCAGGUCACAGCAGACGCCCACGCUAGCGCAGCGCCGCCAGACGUCGCCCCACCACGAGUCGGCCGCGGCCAAGGCGCGCAAGAACAGCGGGCAGUCCGGGCUCGCCGUCGGGGCCGUGCCCAUCCCGCAGCCCUACUGCCGCGACUCGGUCGACGGGCGCAAGGGGAGCAUCGUGUCGAUAACGACGGUGACGCAGUCGUACGAGCCGGCCAACUCGCCGCGGCUGUCCAAGAGCAUGGCCGAGGGCGGCAUCGACGAUGUGGUGUUCCCGGGCAUCGAGGAGGCGCCGCUGGAGCGCGGGCUGCUGAUCCUGGCGCAAAUGUCGACGGGCGGCUGCCUCAUGACGCCCGAGUACACGCAGGCCUGCAUCGAGGCCGCGCGCGACAACAAGGGCUUCGCCAUGGGCUUCGUGGCGCAGCAGGCGCUCAACAGCGACCCCGACGACUCCUUCAUCCACAUGACGCCCGGUUGCAAGCUCCCGCCAGAGGGCGACGACGACGAGGACGACGGCGAGCUCGAGGGCGAUGGCCUGGACCAGCAGUACAACACGCCGUCGCUGCUCAUCGGCGACAAGGGCACCGACAUUGUCAUUGUCGGCCGCGGCAUCAUCAAGGCCGGCGACCCGCAGUCCGAGGCCGAGAGGUACAGGCGCAUAGCCUGGAAGGCCUACCUGGCGCGCCUGCCGCAGCCCUAGCCCGGCCGGAGCCGCCGCGGUGCGCUGCCGCCUCAGAGGCGCGACAGGCCGCUCCCGCCCUUGCCGGAGUAUUUUGCCGACCUGUUUUCGGCCCCUCCUAAGCGUCUUUUCCGACAAUAGGGAGGGUGCUUUCUGUUUUAUUUUAUUUUUUUGUUUUUAUUUUUUGCUUCCUUCUUUUCUUCUUCCUUCUCAGUAUGCCAUAUCUCACUGCUAGGCGCAAUGGUCUGAAAACGGCAAAGGAAUCAUCACAUGCAGUGGGAAUAGUAUUGCAUCCCUUUUUUUUUUUUGCACGCGAUGGUACAGGAGUGAAUGGUGUUUUAUCCCCCUCUACGCGAGAGGCGGCUUUUUUUUUGAACUUUUAUUCUUAUUCAUUUUAUUUUAUGUACAGGCUAGCGGAAGGGUUUGACAUCAUGGUUGCUGGAGAGGUGAAAGUGAGUGUGCGUGCGGUAUGUUUGUCGUUUUUAUUCCUCGCGCGCGGGCGGCUUCCUUAUUGCGCCGCCUCGUGUCUGAACCAUCAUAGCCCUGCGAUUCUUUCCGACGUGGGUAGCUAGGCAGGAAUACCUAUUUCACCUAGUUUAUAGGGCUCCAACGGCAAGGGCGAGCUGAGAACAAAACAAAACCAUUUUUCUGCCCCGCGACUUGUGCUUCUCUAUAUCACUCAUGGAACAUAU